This is a messenger RNA of Eutrema salsugineum, 800 nucleotides long. Its product is annotated as zinc finger HIT domain-containing protein 3. The record is from RefSeq and is a predicted model, not a curated record. The transcript is spliced from 8 exons. Bases 109 to 630 code for a protein of 173 amino acids. Lineage: Eukaryota; Viridiplantae; Streptophyta; Magnoliopsida; Brassicales; Brassicaceae. Gene Ontology annotation, cellular component: pre-snoRNP complex; nucleus. Gene Ontology annotation, biological process: snoRNA localization; maturation of LSU-rRNA from tricistronic rRNA transcript (SSU-rRNA, 5.8S rRNA, LSU-rRNA); box C/D snoRNP assembly.
UCCGUCUCUCUCGCUGUCUCUCUCUUUCAAGAGGUAACAACGAUUGCCUCCCUCCUGAGGUUUCUCUUCCCGGAAUCGCGUCGCUCGCUGAGAAAGAGAUACAGAGAGAUGUGUCCUCGAGCUGCUCCAACAUGCGAAAUCUGCGUGAAAGUUGUAUCCAAAUACAAGUGCCCGUCUUGUCUUGUUCCUUACUGCUCCUUGGGUUGUUUCAAGAAGCACAAAGAGACUCCAUGUGCUAAGCCUUCUUCAACCGAGGAAAAGCCAGCAGCUUCUCCAGGAAAGGAAGUUCUGGUGGAUAGACCGGUACAUGUUGAGGAAUCAAGUGAUGUUGCAGGAAAGACACAGCUCGAGGCUAGUGCUGCAACUCCAGCAAAGGAAGUUAUGGUGGCAAGACCGAUAAAUGUAGAGGAAGAAAAGUAUGUUGUAGAGAAGACACAGCUCGAGGCAAUCGCUUCUUCUAGUGAAAUCCGAGAAGCGCUAAAGGAUGAAGCCCUUCAGAAACUCAUCUGCAAUAUUGAUAGUUCGUCCAACCCUUUAUCGGAACUCGAUCAAGCUAUGGGAGUAGAAGCUUUCCGCGUGUUCACGGAAAAGAUUCUAUCAAACAUUUCCAAGAGUAAAGAUGCGCAAUGAUAUCCGAGCAGAAGUUCCUGAAGUUAUUCUUGAUUAGUAUUUUCGUUAAAGUUCCAUUUGCACGAGAGAAAUGUUCAUUGGCUGUGAAAAAACAAGUCGUUUUGUAAACACAUACAUACAUAUAUUCUUUGGCCCACAUUAGAACAUGUAUAUAUUAACCCCGAGAUUCC